UACUCAUGCUCCGGCGCAAUUGCUCCAACAAGCCGGGGGAGAGGUGAAGGAAACGCAGGAACUCAACGAUGGAGCAUUUUUAGGAGAUAACGACGAGCUCCCCCGUCGGAACUGAUUCAUCUACAUGACCAAAGAAACAAGACCAGCAACGAGAAACCCAAGCGUAACAAUCAUGCAAUUUAAAUACAGACGAAUUUAAGCAACCGCUUCUUCUUCAAGGUUACACCUCUUGAAGACGUCCCAACAUCCCCCUUGUCGCAGAUCAGCUGGCGUACGUUGGUUGAUCGUCACCGGUACCGACCAUGUCCGUUUGUUUGCUAGAGGCCGCGCCGGAGUGGAUGCGGGCCGAGAUCGAGCGUCUCUCCCGGGAGCUGAGUGAGACCACGAACGAGAAGAUCCAGGCGGCGGAGUACGGACUGGCGGUGCUGGAGGAGAAGCAGCAGCUCAAACAGCAGUACGAUGACCUGGAGAUCGAGUACGAGGCUGUCAGGCAGGAGGUCGACCAGCUGAAAGAGGCCUUUGGACAGGCCUACUCCAACCACAGGAAGGUGGCAGCGGAUGGGGAGAGUCGUGAGGAGUCUCUCAUCCAGGAGUCGGCAUGUAAGGAGGCCUACUACGAGCAGAGGGUCCUGGAGCUGCAGACCGAGCUCCGGCUGGCGCGCAACAUCCUCACCAAUACCCAGUCUGAGAAUGAACGCCUCACUGCUAUCUCACAGGAGAUGAGAGAGAGCAGCCAGGUGGUGGAGCUUCAGAGGAAUCAGCUGCGUGAUGACAUCAAGGAGUACAAGUUCCGGGAGGCUCGUCUGCUGCAGGACUACACCGAGCUGGAGGAGGAGAACAUCUCGCUGCAGAAGCAGGUCUCCAUGCUCAAACAGAGCCAGGUGGAGUUUGAGGGUUUGAAGCACGAGAUCCGUCGUCUAGAGGAAGACACUCAGUUCCUUAACAGCCAGCUGGAGGAUGCCAUCCGACUGAAAGAAAUCGCUGAGCGUCAGCUGGGUGAGGCCCUGGAGACCAUCAAGACUGAGCGUGAGCUGAAAGCGUCCCUGAGGAAAGAGCUCUCCCACUACAUGAACAUUGGAGACAAUCUUUGUCACAGCCCUCUGAGCAUUUCUCUGGAUGGUCUCAAGUUCAGCGACGAUGCCGCCACUGAACCCAACAACGACGACGCCCUCCACGGAUACGAGAACGGCUUCACCAAACUGGCCAAUACCGUCACCUACAACAACCGCAUCUCCGCGCCCAAAAAGGAAGAGCUGUUCCAUCCUGCGCCCAGCCUCGUGGAUGACCUGCUGAGCGAACUUAACAUCUCAGAGAUCCAGAAGCUUAAACAGCAACUGAUGCAGAUGGAGCGUGAGAAGGUCAACCUGCUGUCCACCCUGCAGGACUCCCAGAAACAGCUAGAGCAGGCUAACGGUGCUCUCUCCGAGCAUCAGGAGAAGGUCAACCGCCUCACGGAGAACCUCAGCGCCAUCCGCAAGCUCCAGGCCAGCAAGGAGCGCCAGUCUGCCUUGGACAACGAGAAAGAACGCGAUAGCCAUGAAGAUGGAGACUACUACGAGGUGGACAUCAAUGGACCUGAGAUUCUGGAGUGCAAGUACAAGGUUGCUGUUUCUGAAGCAGGAGAGCUGAAGGAGGAACUGAAGACUCUGAAGACAGAAUACCAGGCCUGUCAGUCACGUUACGAAGAGGAGCGCACCCGUCUGGAGAACGAUGUCACAACACUGGGAGGCAAGCUGGCCACUCUGGAGAAGACCAGUCAUUCAGAGAGAGAAGAGAAAGCUAAGCUAGAGAAGGAGCUGCGCAAGCUGAGCGAUGUGGCUGGCGAAUCCCAGGGUAGUCUAAGUGUGGCACAGGACGAGCUGGUCACCUUCAGCGAAGAACUUGCCACCCUCUACAACCACGUCUGCAUGUGCAACAACGAGACACCCAACCGCGUCAUGCUCGACUUUUACAAGCAGGGUAAGGGCGGUCGGAGCAGCCCGGAGGGCCGUGGCCGCCGCUCUCCCAUAUUGCUCACCAAAGGCCUCUUCCCUGAGCCUGGUAAGACCGACCUAAGCGACGGAGCCCCUUCACCGGUCUCCUCACUGCCUUCUCCUGUGUCUGACCACCGCCGCGAGCCGAUGAACAUCUACAAUCUAGUGGCCAUCAUCAGAGACCAGAUCAAGCACCUGCAGCUGGCCGUGGACCGCACCACAGAGCUGUCGCGCCAGAGGGUCGCUUCUUUGGAGCUCGGCACUGUGGCCGACAAGGACAAAGACGCCUGCAUGGAGGAGAUCCUCAAACUGAAAUCCCUGCUCAGCACCAAGAGGGAACAGAUUGCAACCCUGAGGACUGUCCUCAAGGCCAACAAGCAGACAGCUGAAGUUGCUCUGGCCAAUCUGAAGAGCAAGUAUGAGAACGAAAAGGCCAUGGUAACCGAGACCAUGAUGAAACUGAGGAAUGAGCUCAAAGCCCUGAAGGAGGACGCGGCCACCUUUUCCUCUCUCCGAGCUAUGUUCGCCACACGUUGCGACGAGUAUGUCACUCAGCUAGACUUGAUGCAGAGGCAGCUGGCUGCAGCAGAGGAUGAGAAGAAGACCCUCAACUCCCUGCUGCGAAUGGCAAUCCAGCAGAAACUUGCCCUGACUCAGCGUCUGGAAGACCUGGAGUUUGACCACGAGCAGACCCGCCGGGGAGGCAGUACCGGCCGGGCUAAGGCCCGCAGCAAGGCCACCAGCGGCACCUCUAUCAACCCCCACUAAUGACGAAGUAUCAACACAAGGUCCAUUCUCACUGCUGAUUGAGUUCGCCGAAAAGAGUUAGCACUAAUAGGCCAUUUGGACUUGAGAAAAAUUGCUAAAAGAAAACACUGAUUUCCAGUCUAACAAACAGCCCUACUUCCUUCUUCUUGCUUUUAAUAUGUGAUGGCUAUUGGAAUGAAAUUUUUGCGUGCUGCUGUUGGAAGCCAAUUUCUCACGGGUCUAAUAAACAGAAAUUCUGACAAGAGUUUGUGAUUGGCUAAUCGAGAAGCCAGGGGACAUGGGGUUGUUUCUCGAUGGAAAUCAACGAGCAGUUUGGUCUGUUUUCAUCUUUUGUUUUGUUUUAGUUUAUUGUUUUUUGUUACCUGUGCACUUUCAUUAUAUAGAAUUAUAACAGACUAUAAUUAACCUAUAGGAAAAUGUGGUAGAACUAUGGUUUCUGAGUUAUUCAGUAUAGGUUAUUAUGAGACUAUAGGAUAAUACGUCCUCCUGCAUCAUCCAAACUUAAAUACUGUAACAGAAACUAAGCUCCACAAACCACAGACCUACUCUUAUGAUUUUAUCCAUCAAAUAAUCCUGUUUUAAAUUGUUUUGUUACAUCAUAUUUUAUGCUGUUUGUUUUUAUUUUGUGUUUGUUCUACUGCCAUGUUCAUACAAAAAAAUCCAGGGUGAUCAAAUUCUGGGGUUUUUUAAUGUAUUUAUUAUUCCUAGGAAUAGUUCAAAAUAACACAAUGAAACUUGACAACGCUCUAACUCAAAUAGGUAAGUUGUGUUUUUGGGAAACAUUUGGUGGGUAUUAUAUGCUUUUCCUAACUUCUUACCGAGGGCGUUCCACUGAAACGGGAUCACUGACUUUCAGAAUUCUCUGCAAGUGCGACAAUUAAAUUCCAAAUUGGAAUUGUUUCAUUCUCUCUUUGUUUAUCGUGCCAAAUCUUGGUGCACCGUUUAGGUUGAAAAGAAUCAAGACUCUGAAAGAAGACAAACCGUCCUCGAGAAAGGCGUGGUUGGGGCCACGGCUCUCCGAGCGAGUGCCGGGGUUUUGUUUUGGGUUUGUUUAGUUCUUCGUUUCUGACCAGUAGUGCCUUCAUUGUUUCAAGGGAGAAUCUUAGACUAGUAUUUUAUGUUUGCUUUUUUUAUAGGUGAGGACUUUGGGUUCAAAAUGACUGUGAGCGGCAAUAAGUGCAAAAGGGAAUUUUCCCGUUUGCAUGAGUGAGAUGGUCGUUUUAAAAUUAGCUCAAUAAAACUGAAAUUGUAUUGAAUUCUGCAGGUCAUUGAUCCCACUCAAUAAAUUCAGGGGUAUUAAGAAAAGGUUGUUUUUUUAUCAAACUUUGGGAACCAAAUGAUAUCCCUUUGGCUAUUGAACAAAAUGCUCCAAGCAUCUGAAAUGUGUUGGAGUAGAUUGGUGUACUAUUGGAAACAUCUACGCAUCUCUAGCUUUGUUUGGUGAAGGUAAUGUGAUAUCAAUAGUAUUGUUGAAAAAAUGUGCAGAGAGCGCAUUUUCUUUCUUUUUGUCCAGUUUGAGUUUUUGUUGUGUUUUUUUUUUUUUAUUCUUGAAUCUUUUUUUUCUUUUUCUUUUUUUAUAUCUUUGAACAUUAUGUUUUCAGGAAACAGAAAACAAACUAAGCAUCAACAAGCUUGAAUAGUGCCAUUACAGCCAAUGCUUGUUUGUUGAGGCGUUAAAGUUACCAAUAUGGACGAGAAGCUAGGAAAUAAAAGUGCAAUUCAGAUAGUUUUACAUUUAAAAAAAAAAAAGAAUAAAGUUUUCUGUUUGCUGGAAGCGAUAGCAUUGUGAUAAUACAAUUAGCUGUGCAAACUUUAUAAUGUCCUAUUGUGUUUCAGUAUUGAUCCAUAAUGAGAGUUUGAUAUCUUUAUAUGAAAUAACAACUUCACCUGUAUGUUGGUAUUUAUUUGAAUUGUCAUGCAGUACUGUAUUUUUAUCAAUAAUGUGCAUUACGCUUAGUGGCAUAUUGAUUACAACUAAAUGUCAUAUGCAUGUUUUUCAGUCAUGGAACCUUUACACAGAAUUGAAAACAAACAUGUAAACUUUUGUCAGGGUGUUAAAAUUGAGAGGAAAAAAAAAAUUAACUUGAGUCUGAUGUAUUACUGCUGAACUAAUCCUAUGAAAGUGUUGAUGUUUUUCAGUAGAGAGGGGGGGAUGUCUGUGUAAAGGUAGUCAUACUGGCUAAAAUCAAUAAAUGUGACUUAAGUU
Molecule: messenger RNA, 4947 nt
Organism: Etheostoma cragini (Arkansas darter)
Lineage: Eukaryota; Metazoa; Chordata; Actinopteri; Perciformes; Percidae
Product: protein bicaudal D homolog 2-like
Exons: 11
Coding region: 303-2741 (812 amino acids)
Biological process (GO): microtubule anchoring at microtubule organizing center; regulation of microtubule cytoskeleton organization; protein localization to organelle
Cellular component (GO): Golgi apparatus; cytosol
Molecular function (GO): dynactin binding; dynein complex binding; cytoskeletal adaptor activity
Source: RefSeq, a predicted model, not a curated record